Molecule: messenger RNA, 2383 nt
Organism: Vidua macroura (Pin-tailed whydah)
Lineage: Eukaryota; Metazoa; Chordata; Aves; Passeriformes; Viduidae
Gene: ERI1
Product: exoribonuclease 1
Exons: 7
Coding region: 357-1172 (271 amino acids)
Biological process (GO): exonucleolytic trimming to generate mature 3'-end of 5.8S rRNA from tricistronic rRNA transcript (SSU-rRNA, 5.8S rRNA, LSU-rRNA)
Cellular component (GO): nucleolus; cytoplasm
Molecular function (GO): nucleic acid binding; 3'-5'-RNA exonuclease activity
Source: RefSeq, a predicted model, not a curated record
GGGAACGCCGGGAGCCGCGGCCGCAGCUGCUCGGGUCUCACGGAGCCGCACGAGCGCGGCGGCGGCGGCGGGGCCGCUGCUCCGCCCAGGGGCGGGCUGCGCGCUCUCCCGCCCCCGACGGGCCGCCGUCCCCGCCGCGGUUCCCGCCGCCGCCGCCGCCGCCAUGGAGGAGCAGAAAGAGAACCGCCCGCAGGCCGCCCGGGACGAGGCGGCGGCUGCUCCAGCAGCCCGGCCGCCGACAGCAUUAUAAGAUCGGUGAUCAAGAAACUAAUGGCAAAACUUCAGCUGCCAGUUCAAACGACUUCAGUGAUCCGAUUUACAAAGAAAUCGCUAUAACCAAUGGUUAUAUCAACAGAAUGACCAGAGAAGAGCUCAGAAGUAAACUCGCAGAGUUCAAGCUUGAAACCAGAGGAGUGAAAGAUGUACUGAAAAAGAGAUUGAAAAAUUAUUAUAAGAAACAGAAGCUGAUGCAGAAGGAACACAUUAGUGGAGACAGCUGCUAUGACUACAUCUGUGUCGUUGACUUUGAAGCAACAUGUGAAGAAGGAAAUCCGCCUGAAUUUGUACAUGAAAUAAUUGAAUUUCCUGUUGUCUUAGUAAACACGCGUACCCUGGAAAUAGAGGAUACCUUUCAGCAAUACGUGAAGCCAGAGAUUAAUCCCAAGCUUUCAGACUUCUGCAUCAGUCUGACAGGAAUAACCCAGGACAUUGUUGAUAAAGCUGAUAUUUUUUCUCAAGUUCUGCAGAAUGUCAUAGAGUGGAUGAGACAACGAGAACUGGGAACAAAGUACAGCUAUUCCAUGUUGACUGAUGGAUCUUGGGAUAUGAGUAAAUUUUUGAACAUCCAGUGCCGUAUUAGCCGUAUCAAAUACCCUUCUUUUGCAAAAAAGUGGAUCAAUAUUCGCAAAUCAUAUGGGAACUUCUAUAAGGUUCCUAGGAACCAGACCAAGCUGACAAUCAUGCUUGAAAAUCUGGGCAUGAAUUAUGAUGGGAGACCUCACAGUGGACUUGAUGACUCUAAAAACAUUGCAAGGAUAGCUAUAAGGAUGCUUCAGGAUGGCUGUGACCUGCGGGUGAAUGAGAGAAUUCACGGUGGACAGCUGAUGACAGUCUCCUCCUCAGUCCCCUUAGAGGGAGCCCCUGCUCCACAGAUGCCCCGCUACAGAAACUAGCAGUUCAGGGCUCUGCCCCGGGAGCUGCCUUCAGACACCUGCUAAAGACUCCAGAGCUUAUUAAAUGGCCACCUCUGCCAGCUUGUCUGCCAUGCAGAAUCCUAAAGCACCUUAACUAAUCAUCUCUGUUGAAAUAAAGAGGAGCAUGGAAACUGUUUGUUCUUUGAAGCCUAUUACAGCAAUUUCUUUUUGUACUGAUGAUUUCCAUUGUUGUUUCCAACUUUGCUAGCAGUGAGGUUGAUAUCUGGAAUCCAGAUGAAGUGUUAAGCUUUUAAGAACAUGUAAUUUGAACACCUGCUAAGAGGGAUUGGGCCUGUGUGCUGCUGUUCCACCCCAGCCUGUGGGCAGUAUUUGUUCACUGUGAUGUACUCCAAUGAUAUCUAGCAUCUGCUUAUUCAUUGCACACAAAUAAGCCAUUCCUGGAAGAACUGAAAGAGCAGUGGUUGGGCUGGCCCUUCCUGAUAAGGCACUCUGCUAAGGGUUCCUACCAAUUUUUUGGUUUUUUACAAAGUCUAGGAAAAAUGGGUGUGCAUUCAUCAGUUCUAAAGCAGUAGAGGAGUACUCUGUUGUUUGGGGUUCUUCUUUAAGGGAUAUGUUUGUCUAUUUCCCCAUCAAAUGGAAGAGCUAGGUGUUGAAUAAAAAUUUCAUUAAUGUAGUAUGAUUGUAUUUCUCUAACCUCUGUUUCAAAAGAGAAGGUUCUUUAGAUUUUCACUUUAAGGAUCCCAUCUCCUAUUCCUACAUAGCUGCCCUUCAUUUAAUGUUGUUUUUAGACAUCAUCAGCCAUUUGCUCUUAAAAAUGAGUGAAGUAAAAGUAAGUUCAAAACAUGCCAAGUUGUCAAAAUUUCAUGCUCUGUGAUUAUUACAUAAAAUGAAACAAGAAGCUUCUCAUUCAUGGCUAAAGACAUGUUCAGCUAUUUUUGGUAUCUUCUUGUGCUUCUGCCACCAUGAAGUUAUGCCUUUAUUACAAAAUCUAGCAUUGGAAGAUUAAUAUAAUUUUAUUAUGAAAGGCCACAGUUAAUUGCUAGCAACUUCUGCUUAUUCCCCGGGCCUCAGAUAAGAUGAUAUACAAAAGAGGCCAAAUUUGCUUUGUCUCCAUGAGCUGUUACAAAGUGCACCAUUAAUGUGAUCAACUUUGCAUUAGAAUGGCUUGUUCUGAAAAGUGGAAUAAUGUAUUUUGGUUGCUCUAAGUUUGAAGAAAAAAAAAAAAGAAA